AUGCCUAUGGUGGAUACUCCCGCAGCGCUUUCAACAGAGCUACUCCCUUAUCAGCGUCAGGGACUGGCUUGGAUGAUUAGCAAAGAAAAUCCUACCCUGCCCGGCCCUGGAUCUGAGGAUGUAGUCCAGUUGUGGAAGAGGAAAGGCUCUAAUUACACCAAUCUUGCCACAAACUUUUCCACAUCCACUGCACCCCCUCUUGCUAGUGGUGGUAUUCUGGCGGACGACAUGGGUCUUGGAAAGACAAUCCAGAUCAUUUCGUUGAUUUUGGCGAAUUCUCAACCGAAGACGGCAGGGGGUUCCAAAUGCACUCUGAUUGUGGCUCCUGUAGGAGUCAUGAGCAACUGGAAAAACCAAAUUCAGGAACAUACUCGCAGCGAGAACACCCCGCGCGUGCAUGUGUACCAUGGCGCAGGAAAGAAGGAGGCGAAAAACCUGGACCAGUAUGACGUGGUUAUCACAAGCUAUGGUGCACUUGCGAUGGAAUACAACCCCCAGGCCAAGGCGCCCCCCAAACAAGGGAUUUUCUCCGUACACUGGCGUCGAAUUGUUCUCGACGAAGGUCACACAGUGCGCAACCCAAGAUCCAAAGGUGCCCUUGCUGCUUGUAACUUGCCUGCGGAUUCUCGCUGGUCAUUGACUGGAACUCCCAUUGUGAACAGUCUCAAGGAUCUCUUUUCCCAAGUCCGCUUCCUGGGGCUUACAGGUGGUUUAGAGGACAUGGCAGUCUUCAAUAGCGUUUUGAUUCGGCCUCUCAUGUCUGACGAUCCUAACGCACGCUUGCUACUGCAGACAUUGAUGUGUACUAUUUGCUUACGUCGCAGAAAGGACAUGGAAUUCGUCAAUCUGCGCUUGCCGCCUCUCACAUCUCGUGUUCUUCGGGUCAAGUUCCACCCGCAUGAAGAAGAGAAGUACAACAUGUUCCAAGCCGAGGCGAAGGGCAUGCUUCUGGAUAUCAAAUCCAAAGAAAAGACCGGCACCACAUACUCCAACCUUCUCGAGGUUAUUCUGCGGCUUCGACAAGUGUGCAACCAUUGGGCACUCUGCAAGAAGCGCAUCGAUAGCAUCACUGCACUGCUGGAGAAGGAAAAGGUGGUUCCUCUUACCCCGGAAAACAUCAAGGCUCUCCAGGACAUGCUGCAGGUCAGGGUUGAGAGUCAGGAGACCUGUCCGAUCUGCCUGGAUACCCUCGCAGAACCUGUGAUUACCGCAUGCGGGCAUUCAUUUGACCGAGAGUGUAUUGAGCAAGUCAUCGACAGACAGCACAAAUGCCCUAUGUGUCGAGCCGAAAUUGAAAACACCACCACCCUGGUGUCCCCUGCCGCCGAGAUGGGCGAGAACAACGAUAGUGUUUCUGCAGACCCGGACGACCCAAGCAGCAAGAUCGAAGCUCUUGUCAAGAUCCUGACGGCCCAGGGGCAGGCUGCUGAUACCAAGACAGUCGUUUUUAGUCAGUGGACAUCGUUUCUCGAUCUCGUCCAGCCUCAUUUGGAGCGCCACGGCAUCGGAUUUGCUCGCAUCGACGGUAGAAUGAGCUCUGUGAGCCGUGACAACUCAACAUAUCGCUUCUCGCGUGACCCCAACUGCAAAGUCCUCCUUGCCAGUCUCAGUGUCUGCAGCGUCGGCCUCAACCUGGUCGCCGCGAACCAAGCCAUUCUUGCCGACAGUUGGUGGGCACCAGCAAUCGAAGACCAAGCCGUCGACCGCGUGUAUCGUCUAGGACAGAUGCGCGAAACGACUGUAUGGCGCCUCGUCAUGGAGAACAGUAUCGAGGACCGGGUCCUCGCGGUCCAGGAGACGAAGCGUAAGCUGAUGCUGGAGGCAUUUCGCGAGACAGCCACCAAGAAGAAGACCGAUGAGAGAGCCACUCGUGUUGCUGAUCUUGAGAAGCUUCUCACUUGA
This is a messenger RNA of Aspergillus melleus, 1902 nucleotides long. RefSeq names its product DEAD/DEAH box helicase. Gene Ontology annotation, molecular function: ATP binding; ATP-dependent chromatin remodeler activity; ubiquitin-protein transferase activity. Gene Ontology annotation, biological process: protein ubiquitination. The record is from RefSeq and is a predicted model, not a curated record. The transcript is spliced from 2 exons. NCBI's taxonomy places the organism in Eukaryota, Fungi, Ascomycota, Eurotiomycetes, Eurotiales, Aspergillaceae. Bases 1 to 1902 code for a protein of 633 amino acids.